AUGCCUCCCCGUCCCAAACAACCCCCCUGCGAGAUCCAUGCUUACUGUGAGUGCCCUUCAAAGGCCGAUUUCGCUUUACGAAUUCUGCAAAUCCCGCAGACGGAGGCCACCGCACCUGACGACCUUGAGUGCGACACAGCCACAAUACGUGUCGCAUUCACCAUCUACACGGCCUCCAGAAACUCGAUCAAUGCCCCAGACCCCGACCGUGACCUUUGGGAUAUGUUGAGCCGCCGCGACGCCGCCAUCAACAGGGACACCUUACAACGAGCUUCUGCGCUCAUUUCGAGAUUUUCCACGCUGCCCCGGAUGUGGUACGUUAUUGCACCCGAAGCAAUCGUGAACGCGUUUGACGUUUACACGAUUCUGUACGAUUACUCGAGCUGUGACAGAGGAGGAGUCUGCUGGGCAUCGGACAACGGACAGACGGACAAGUGGACAUGGAAGGAUCCUACAUCAGCUGGAAAUCAUGGCAGCAGUUCUAUCCACGGUGCUUAG
Molecule: messenger RNA, 498 nt
Organism: Ilyonectria robusta
Lineage: Eukaryota; Fungi; Ascomycota; Sordariomycetes; Hypocreales; Nectriaceae
Exons: 1
Coding region: 1-498 (165 amino acids)
Source: RefSeq, a predicted model, not a curated record